GCCUAAAGCAAAGCUGAUGCUGGCUCGUUUAAAAAUAGUAUAGUUUCUUACAAUUGGAAAUACACUUUGAAUUCCGAAAUACUUUACUUGAGCCAGCUAAGGUGUAACCAUGGUAAUGUCAGCUCAAUAGUGAGUGUUCAUCAUCGGUUAGACAGCAGUCUCAGUAAUCAUGUCGGAAACAGCCUCUUCAGUUGCCACAAACUCUGUGGCAGAAUCCAAGCUGGGCGUUGCAUCUAAGACUGUUACAACAGCUGCUCAUCAGUUGAGUAAACCAGGCAGCAGGGAGCCUACAAGCCGGCCAACCUUUGACAAUGAUGAAUUUAUGGCAGCUGCCAUUGGAGACACAGCAUGGCUGAAGCAGUCAUUGAGAUCAGGGAGAGAUCCAUCUCAGUAUGAUAGAAACGGUCUAGCAGCCAUUCAUCUCGCUGCACUCCACGGCAGACUGGAAUGUUUGAAACUCCUGGUGGAGAAAUACAAGGUGGAUGUUAACCUUCCCAGCAGCACGGGCUGGAGACCAGUCCACCUUGCUAUCAACAGCAGAACUGGCAAACGUUCUCUCAGCUGUGUGCAGUAUUUGCUGGACCAAGGGGCUGAUGCCUCACUUGUAAAUGAGGAUGACUUAACACCUGCUCACCAAGCAGCUAUAGAGGGUAGUGUCAAGUGCCUAGAGGCACUGAUCAACUCCAACGCUGCCAUUCACUUGCAAGAUAACAAGGGCCAUCUACCACUUGACUAUGCUAAGAUCUGGGGUCACAGGAAAUGUGCCCGGAUUCUAGCAUCUGAAAGCUGGAGGCAAGGUAAAAAUUAUCAGGCUGGUGAGAUGGAGAAACUGAAACACCUUCGCACCUUGAAAGAGGAUGAUGACAGGGACGCAGAGGAAUCCCAGCUGGCACAUAAGGAAUUCUACGGCAGUUUGUCCUUCACGAAUUGGCUUGAUGAGAAGGGGCUUCAACCGAAGCCGAUUGGGCCUCCUCUGAAACGAGUAUCUCGACCUGACAUAAUACUGAAAAUGGGAGAUUCUAGAACCACUAAAAAUAUGAUGUAUAAAGCAAACAGCAUGACUCAAGGCAAGCAAAGAAGUCCACCAAGGGAUCAACCACGUACUAGCAAGCCUCAGCAGAAGGGAAGAGUUUCAGACGUGUUGGCAAAGCAUAAACCAAACAAAAAGAAUGUGGCACAGCAACGGGAUGGAAAGCAUAGUCCUCAUGUGGCAUUUGUCAACGUACCUGAUGGCAAAACAAGGCCGUGCAUGGAAACGGCUGUGAUACCUGACCUGCCACAGGACGUUGUAGAAAGGGUGAUUGAGCAGAAGCCUUCGCCCCAUGACCGGCCGCUGGAGUUCAAGUGCAAGAAUAUCAUUGACGCCCAGCACCGGCGGCUGUUCACUGGUGAUGUCAAGACCGAGUCAGAGAUGUACGCACACAUCUCAGACAGCCUGGACUCUCGACUGUUUCCUGGUAAUUCUAGACUCUUGCUGGAGACGCAUGCCAGCUCUCGGUCCGGUCACAGCGAGGAGUCUAGUGGCUCAGGCAACAUUGAUGUAGAAAGGGUUGCUAAGAUGAUGAAGGAAUUAUCUAAGCCACCACGAUUUCCUCCGAUUGAAGGACACAGUUACAAGUACUCUUUUGAAGUCAUGUGAUGAAUUAAAUAUCUGAACUUCUUUUUGCCACAGUCACUGACAGUGACAGCUUACAAUCAACUGCAAACUACAAAUGUUUGUCAUUUCAAUGCAGUGUUUUUACAUAGUAAACACAUCAUUUGUGUUUAUAUUAUGCAUUUAGUCAAUGAAACUUUGCAUGGUAAUUAAAGUUUUGUAUCAGUAUUACUGUAAACAAACAAAUGUAGUUUCAGCAUUGAGGUGAAAAUGAGAUAUUUUCCUUACUUAAGCUUCCAUAUACUGUACAGCUGGCCAGCCCUGAAGCAUUAUUUGUUUAGAAUCAAGAAUCCAAAAAGCUGUUGCUAAUUAUGCUUCAAGCGUUCACGCAAUGACUUUUGUUUAUUGCAUGCUUUUCAUGCAAUUUUAUAUUCUUGUAAUAAAUGAAAACUAUCGGAUGACCCUUUUGAGCCGCAUGUAUUGGAAACAGCACCGUUUUAAACAUUUAAAACUGACCAUGCUUCUCUGGACAACAGAGGGCACUAUUACUGUGAUGUCAAUCAUAGAUGACACAAUUUCAGAUGUUUUUUAUUUUAAUUGUGAAACCAAACUUUGCUUAUAAAUUCAAUGCAUUUAUGAACAAUUUACCAAUUGGCUUACUGCCAAGCACUUUUAUUGAAACCAGUCACCUCCAAAUUGUUGGUAAUUUGACUUAUGAUCAUGUAAAAAGGUAUCAACAGCCUUUUUGAACUGGUAACCAGGAAGUAGAAAACAAAGACACCUCAAUCAUAGGUAGUGAGUCCAAACUAGCUGAGAGUUCAUUACAUGGCUUUUGCUAUUCUUACAAUUUUAAUUUUACCAUGUCCUCCCGCAAGGCUUCCACAGCGCCUUAAUUUUGGAAACACAUGGCACUGCAACCACUGAUCUCCAAACACAGAGGGGACAGCAUAUGUAGUCUCAGCAAUUCCAAUCAUUGGGAAAAAUCUGCAUAAUGUAUUGUUUCCUAAGUGGUAAUGGGGGGGGGACGGUGCUUUUUCACACCUAUUGAAAUAUCAGGAUUUUUCGUGGAGAUCAGUAAAAGCAACUUGUGCUGUAGUAAUAGCAAUUUUACAUCUGCAUUUAUGUCAUAGAGGAGUGCUUGUGAAUUGUACAUACCGUGUACUUGUCAAGACGAGUUGGGUGCAACAUCUUAUGGGGGAACUGGAAAAUUCUUCUUUUAAUUUCAAAUAGUCACACCUCUUAGUAAGAGGUACAUGUACAUGUACCUGAAAACAACGAAGAACAAUUUAUUAGGACUGAGACCUAAAGUUUACCUCGUUAAAAGAAGAAUAUUGUAUAAAAAUGCUCACAUUAAGGAGCUUUGACUAGUUUGCAUCAGUUUUACAUUUGCUGAAACAAAAGUCUCUAAACCAGAAUCCAUGGAUGAGAUGAACUUAUCAAAACACAAACUGUCUUCUAGAGCCUUUUACAAGCUUAAAUAUACCUGUAAUUCCCAAUGGGUCACCUUGAGAGGUUGGUUUUGCUAUGCCACUCACAGCAGUCAAUAUUUGCAUGCUUCUCUGGCCAGGUUUGUGAAAUGAGAUAUUCAUUCACUGUACAAUACAGUCAACUCUCGAUAUAAA
Messenger RNA from Acanthaster planci (crown-of-thorns starfish), 3216 nucleotides. RefSeq lists its product as uncharacterized. Lineage: Eukaryota; Metazoa; Echinodermata; Asteroidea; Valvatida; Acanthasteridae. Gene Ontology annotation, molecular function: protein binding. Gene Ontology annotation, biological process: regulation of mitotic spindle organization; positive regulation of microtubule polymerization; regulation of mitotic cytokinesis. Gene Ontology annotation, cellular component: spindle pole. The record is from RefSeq and is a predicted model, not a curated record.